Triticum urartu is the source of this 2910-nucleotide messenger RNA. NCBI's taxonomy places the organism in Eukaryota, Viridiplantae, Streptophyta, Magnoliopsida, Poales, Poaceae. The record is from RefSeq and is a predicted model, not a curated record.
GCACCCCAGUCGAUCCCUCCGCCCCUCCCACGCAUCUCCGGAGGUCGCGCGACCGCCUCUGCCCCCGCCGCCCCCCGCCCGCCGCCCACUCCGGUCUCGCUCCCGGCUCCCGCCUCUCGCUGUCCGGCUGCUUCGCGCGCCCGCCUCCGCGCGAGCGCGAGCUCGACCGCGCCGUCCCCCUACUGCGCGCAGCAGUACUCCCUGCCGGCCUCCCCCUGCGGCCUCCACCCAGCCACCGGGUCGCUGCCGGUCUCGCUGACUCGUGCAGGCUCAGCGCAUGAGCUGCUGGCCGCUGCCUACUACUCGGCUUUCGACAGGGGAAGCCCGCAGCCGUACCCCCCACAGGCGCAGGCCACGGAAGAUCAAUCUCGGUUGAGCAAAUAGGAAUUUGUGCCUGCGAUUCUGUGGUGCGGGUGCAAUUCCAGAGCCUUCUGGGUCCAGCUGAACUCCCUAUGCCCCACGUUUAGUCUUUUCCUGCAUGGACCGGUGCAGGAUCUGGUGGCCGCGCCAGCAACAUCAGUCUGAAUUGGAGUCCGUCUCUACCAGAUAUCUCCUGUUCGGAUGGCUCUUCCCCCAUGCGGGAUCAGUCGAUAUUGUUGUCGCAGCGUUCGUCUCCCAGGGAGAGAUCUUGCAGUCUUUCCCCAACCUCGACACCUUCCAGACUGCUAUCUUUUCCUCAAAUAAAAGGAUGCCAACAGUGCUACAAGAAUCUGCAGCAUUUACCAUCCUUGGGGAUUGUGUUGUACAUCUUCCAAGAGAUUUUGAAGGCUGCUGUGUUAAGCAAAAAUAUCAGCCGUUGCGGCCUCAAGUUGUUCAGACACAGCAUUCUGACACAAAACAAGACUGUUCUAUUGCAUUUAAUGGACCAUUGGGAAUUGAAGAUCAAGACCAAAGUGAGAGUAAUGGAAAAUGGGAAUGUGAUUGUAGUGUAUUAGACGGUUUUCUGGAUACUUACAAGAAGUCAGUAGUGAAAGGUGGUGACUGGGUGCACUUCUGCUGUAAGCCUGACAAGAGCUUGAAAUGCAAUCUGAAUCAAAUUCCAGUGCUUCAUCAUUUGUAUCUUGAUGACCAGAAGGCUGAAAUUAAUCAUUGCCACGUCAUACUUUAUGAUAUUCCUGUUGCUGGUAGAAACCAUUUCUCCCUGGGUGAGGAUGCACCUUAUAGGAUGAAGUCUCCCUUCAAAAAGCCAAAUUGGAUAAAUAAUCUGCAAAAGAGAAGACCAUUUCUUGAUUUGGAUCCGAUUGUGUUGGCGCUUAAUUGUUCAAAUUCAGCUAGAUUGUCAGUUGCUUGGAAAACUACUAAUAACAGUUCUGCGGCUCAUUUCUUGUUUGCAACUGUGUUUGAUGCCUUAGUUCAAGUGGUACAACAUUUCACAGGAAUAAUUUUAGCUUCAGUAUCGACUAUUAUCUACAUCUUCAUUCAACUGUUCCGAAAAUGUUUGAGCCAUGUCUCUGAGCACUUUAUAUUACAAAAGGUUUUCAGACACUCAUGGAAAAACAUGCAUCUCCGUUGUUCCCAAAUUCUUUAUUGGCCGAUUUUCCUCCAAGAUACGUCCCUAAGCUCCUCUGUUAAUGUCGAAUAUGCACACAGAGCUGCAAUCCAGAAGCAUGCUUUAUGGUCAAAUAUUAUCAUGGAUCUUCUGAUGGGUUUCAUCCUUGGAGCAGCACUAUUGUUGAACAUGGAGACUAUUUGCUCUUGGAUUUUUGCUCUUCUUCACUACAUGACAGAUGCUGUCUUGAGAUCUGGUUGUGUGUGGCUGAUGGGUGUUCCAGCAGGCUUUAAACUGAAUACUGAGUUAGCAGAGCUUCUAGGCAUGAUUUCUCUGAAUGCAAUCCAAAUAUAUUCUACCCUUUGGUUCAUGGUGGGAGGCUUCCUUAGGCAUAUAAUUCAAGGCCUUGCAUUUUCUGGAAUUCUUUUAGGCUUCACGGUUCCUGUUUCAAUCUUCAUUGACAUUAUCCAGCUUGCGACGUUGCAUGUUACCAUGCUUCAGUGGUUAAUCUCCUUAAUAUAUUCAAGGCAGAUUCAGACAGUGACAUCAUUGUGGCGUCUUUUCAGAGGGCGCAAGUGGAAUCCUCUUAGGCAGAGAUUAGAUAGCUAUGACUACACGGUUGAACAACAUGUGGUUGGUUCACUGUUGUUUACACCAGUCUUGCUUCUUCUACCCACAGCUUCUAUAUUCUACAUAUUUUUCUCUAUCUUGAGCAGCACAAUCAUCUGUUUGUGUAUAGUGUUGGAAACUGCAAUUUGUAUAAUCCACUCUACUCCUUAUGCUGCGGUAAUUCUAUGGGUGACAAGGAGGCAAAGGUUUCCUGCUGGAUUAAUGUUCCUUCCUAUGUCAUCGUCAUCUGUAUCUACUGAUGAUGAUGCUCUAUCAGUUGAAUAUCAUUCAACCAGUUUAUCUGGCGAAAGGGAAACAGAUGAACCCAUCCAUGUACAUUCAGUACCACUAGUUUCAGAACUUAACUGUAACUAUAACACCCUUGGACAAGUAAUCGGGCCACAUUACCAGAAAGUUUUCAACGGGAUCGCUCUCCCCUUCUGCAAACAACUGGCACAUGGAAUCCUCAGGGGCACAAGGAUACCUACAACACUGCAUCUGCCGUCUUCACCACUGCCCUGGAUGCAUAUUGGCAUUAGAGAAUACUGGAUGCUUUGCCGUCGCGCAACCAAGUGGGGGAGGAAUUAAAAGUUCUCCACUUAUGAUUAACUAUUAGUCGCUCAGAGAAUUUUGCUUAGUUGCCACCGUUUUGCAGUGGAUGUUUUGCUUUAGUUGCCUUAACACAGUAACAAAUGUUGGUAGUUGCCAAGAUGUUGCGUUGUGGACUGCUUUGUAGCACUGAUACCAUUUGUAGUUGAGGAAUCGACACGUAGGAAAAUUAAUGUGUUUGUUACAAGCAUACAAGUUCUUCA